Cicer arietinum (chickpea) is the source of this 2546-nucleotide messenger RNA. Its product is annotated as LEAF RUST 10 DISEASE-RESISTANCE proteinUS RECEPTOR-LIKE PROTEIN KINASE-like 1.1. Lineage: Eukaryota; Viridiplantae; Streptophyta; Magnoliopsida; Fabales; Fabaceae. The record is from RefSeq and is a predicted model, not a curated record. Gene Ontology annotation, biological process: protein phosphorylation. Gene Ontology annotation, molecular function: protein kinase activity; ATP binding.
UAUUAAAUAAACCCUUCAUGUUUGUUUAAUUGUUCCCUCAAAAUUCGUUUGAAAACUGAAGAAUAUCAUUUGAAAUCACUUGCACCCAAACAUGUAUUCCUAUAAUAAUGUACUACUCCAGUGAAUACGGCAAAAUAGUGUAGCAAUGAGUUGAAUUGGUCGCUUUUAACUUUCACUUCUAUGUAGGAUUGAUACAGUGGAAUUCUUUGGGCGAGGACUGGCCCUUCUCGCAAACCAACCCUUUUCACUAACUAAUUCCACUCUAGUCUUUCUAUAUAUUCCACGUCAACUGGCGUUUCAGGCGGUUCAAUACGUGGAAGUUAAAGAACGAAGUACAACACACUCUCCUUAGAGAAUCAUCGUAUUACCAUCUCUACUUAUAAAGGGAGAUUUUCUUAAAACUUAUUGCUUACUUUCCAUUAAUAUCAUUGCUUCCUUAUCUUGGCCUAGCAAUUCACAAUGAGUCUCCUUUUCAUUUUCAAAUCAUUAAUAUUAAUAUUCUCCCAGAUUCUACUUCUUGUUUCAGCACAAGAUGUAGGAUGCUCAACCUCCUUUGAUUGUGGAUAUCUUGGCCAGAUUACCUUCCCUUUCACAGUCACACAACACCCCAACUGUGGCAUAUUGGCCAUAAGUGGCUGUGAUCUUAAGGAUCCAACUGCUCCAAAAAGUAUCCAACUAAGCAAGACACCGUCAGAAGAACAGUCUUUAAUAGUUACAUACGUGGAGGGUAAUACCAUCACGGUCGCAGAUGAAGCUCAACGACAUAAUUUGAAAUUCAAAAGUUGCCAAGCCUUUCACAAUUUUACUGUUCCUCCCACUUCUCCUUUGGCUUCUUUCUUCGUCAAAAACAACAAAACUAUGUUCAAAUGCAAUCAAUCUCUUAAUGUACCCAGUCCCAAAUUAUUUAAUAACUACACAAACUGUUCCGGUUAUAAUAUCUUCUAUGAAAACCAUGAAAAUGCUGUGAAACAUCGUGGUUCCAAAGAACCGAGCUCUUUGGCACAGUGUACAGUGUUUCAGGUUGCAAUAGGAGACAUAGCUACUGAUGACCCCUUUGAUUUUCUAUCUCCUUCAAUCAUAAUUGAAGUACAAUUAUCUGAUGAUUGCAACAAGUGCCGUCGCCACCAAGGGGGGCGAUGUCAACUAGAUAGUCACAGAAAGUUCCAUUGUGCCCAAGAGGAUAAAGGAUUGGCAUGGAAGUUAGGACUUGGUAUUGGACUCCUUGGCAUUACUAUAACUGGGUUGCUGAUUGUAUGGCGCUGCAAACCACGUGUUCCUGAUUUCCACUCAAAUAAAUUCCCAGAGAGUGCUAGUGUCUACCAUGGGGUGCCAGUCUUUUCAUUUAAGGAUCUUGAAGUAGCAACAAAAAAAUUUGACAGUUCAAGGAAACUUGGAGAAGGAGGAUUUGGGACUGUCUAUUAUGGAAAGCUCAAAGAUGGACGUGAAGUUGCUGUGAAACGCCUGUAUCAGCACAACUUUAAGCGAGUUGAACAGUUCAUGAAUGAAAUCCAGAUCCUUACUCGCUUGCGUCAUAGAAAUCUAGUUUCUCUCUAUGGCUGCACUUCACAUCAUGGUCAUGAACUAUUGCUUGUAUAUGAAUACAUUUCAAAUGGAACUGUUGCCAGUCAUCUGUAUUGUGAAUCAACGAAUCCCGGCUAUUUGCCGUGGCAUAUCCGAAUGAAAGUUGCCUUAGAGACUGCUACUGCUUUGGCAUAUCUCCAUGCUUCUGAAAUCAUUCAUCGUGAUGUGAAAACAAAUAACAUUCUCCUUGAUAACACUUUUUGUAUUAAAGUUGCAGAUUUUGGACUGUCAAAACUGUUCCCAGAUGAUGUGACACACGUCUCCACAGCUCCACAAGGAACACCAGGUUAUAUGGAUCCAGAAUAUCAUCAAUGCUACAGGCUUACAAGCAAGAGUGAUGUUUACAGCUUUGGGGUUGUGCUUGUUGAGCUGAUAUCAUCUAUGCCAGCAGUUGAUAUGAGUAGAGAUAAGGAUGAGAUAAACUUGGCAAAUCUAGCCAUAAGGAAGAUUCAAAAAAGUGCAAUUAGUGAGCUUGUGGAUCCUUCCCUUGGUUUUGAUUCAGAUAGCGAUGUUAAAAGGAAAAUAGUUUCAAUAGCAGAAUUGGCUUUUCAGUGUUUGCAACGGGAUAAAGAAUUGAGGCCCUCAAUGGAUGAGGUUUUGGAGGUGCUGAGGAGAAUUGAUAGUGGGAGUGAGAGGGGUGAGUUUGGACAUGUAGAGGAAGUAAUAGCUCGUGGAGCAGGGAUGUCAUGUAUCGAUGUACAUCCACUGUCGCCACUUUCACCCGACCAUGUUGAGGUGAAAUUGUUGAAGAAUAACAAGUUAACUCCUUCUCCUAAAUCCAUGACAGAUAAAUGGGAUAGUGAAUCCACUACUCCUAAUAUCAGUGGUCAAUCCGAAAGUAAUAUAUAACCCUUGUAACUUAAACCUUGUAUUUUUCAGAAGAUAAUGAUAAAGAUUUCAUCAACACUUGUUAUCUAGUUGUUAUUGUAAAUUACAUUUGCUGAUCCAAAGAUUAGCCAAAAAGA